Messenger RNA from Diatraea saccharalis (sugarcane borer), 2969 nucleotides. NCBI's taxonomy places the organism in Eukaryota, Metazoa, Arthropoda, Insecta, Lepidoptera, Crambidae. The record is from the annotation of a GenBank genome assembly.
UCUUACGAGACCAUUCAUUCAUUACUCUGUCUAUUGUUACUUUGUGUCGGAAAAAUCGUCAUUGCAUUUUUCCCUAAUCAUAAGGAAGUGUUAUUACGUCAUAUUUCAGAGUUUUUUUAAACUUUACCAUAAAGUUAUAAAAUCUUCUCUUCCCUCUGGACCGCGAAAGCGAACAGACGUGCACUCAGUGUUUUUGUAAAAAACAAAUUUUGGCUAAAUUAAAUCAGUUUAAAAAUUUCGCGAAGUACCAGGCGCGCAUAACAUAGUUAGUGUAAGCGGAGUGCUGUGGAACGCCGACCGCGAGUGAGAGCGAGAGAACAACAACCGAGACGGAAGCAGCGGGCUCGCUAUGUCACUCGCGCGCACUUCGUGACGUCCCCUUCGACGCUUGCCAUAGUCCACAAGCGACAGCGAGAGCGGGUAAUUUAUUUUUUUUUUUUUUUAAGUGUGUCCCAAGUCAAAAAUUUCGGAUUUUUUCAACUUAACCUUCAAGAACUAUGCCACGAACAUUACUCCGGACGCCACCCAAACAAAAAACACCAUCUAAAUCUGAAUCAGAUAUUCAACAACUGGUUGCUGAAGAAACCGUGAAAUUAAAUAUUACCCAAAGAGCAAAGCGUAAAUGUCUAUCAGGGGAGGUCUCAAAUAUUCAACAGAAUGCGAGUGACAACGAUGAAUUUGCAAACUUUAAAAAAGAGAUUAAAGACAUGAUUAAAGAACUACUUAGUAUACACAAUGGCCGACUAGACAAAUUAGAAAAUCAUAUUUUGGAGAUUAAAAGUCAUUAUGCUGACAUCAAAACAGUGAAUACGGAACUUGAAAAGUCAAUGUCAUUUAUUUCUGACAAGAUAUCAUCUCUAGACAGCAAGAUUUCAGGGUUAGAAAAAGAAAGAAAUGCGAUGUCAACCAAAUUAUCAAUGCUAGAGCAACAAACGGAAAUACAUAAUCGCAAUUUAACUAAAACUUCGGUAGAAAUUCGAAACGUACCUAAGAGACUGGGUGAAACUAAGUCUAUGCUGUACGAUACCAUUAAACAUUUCUCAAAACAGCUUAAUAUAGAAAUGGAACAAAUCCAUAUCCGUGACAUAACAAGGCAGCCUUCGAAAAAAGAAAACCUAACAUCAAACAUUACAUUAGAAUUCUCAAACACACUAUUGAAAACCAAUUUUCUAAGCGCAGUCAAACAAUUCAAUAAGCAAAACCCUAAAAGCAAGGUAAACUCUACUCACUUGGAUAUAACAACUACUCGAGAAUCACCAAUUUACGUUACAGAACUUUUGACUACGCAAGCAAAAAGAUUAUUUUAUCUCACGAGAGCAUACGCAAAAACCAACGAAUAUAGGUUCUGCUGGACAUCGAACGGCCGGAUAAUGUUAAAAAAGGAUACGGAUACUCAGACAAUCAUUAUUAAUGAUGAACAACAACUGAAGCAUUUACCUCAACCAAGCAAAGCAUGACUACGAACGCUGAAUAUUAAUUAUAAUAACUCUACUUACAUAAUUAUCCUUUUGUUUACCUAUUUUAUCUUUUUUACUAACAUGCUUAGAAUAAGCACUCAUACAACACAUAUACACAUACAUAAUAACUUUCACAGAAAACCGCAUCACCAACUGCACAACUUUAAAUAUACACGCAUAUAUCUCAAUAUACAAAACCCCGUCAUGUCACCGAGUUUUCGCUCUCAUAGUAAAUCCUUAAUUUUACAGUCUCUAGUCAAUUUACUUCACUUAAUGUAUAAUCCGUGCACCGACUUCUGUUGUACAAUUAAUCUGAUCACCCCUUCUAGGAAAACAAAAGACCUACAACCAUGACGAUACAAAUUAAUGACCUAAUAGAGAGCAUUGAUCAACUCUCGCCUUCAAAAGUACACAUCUGCGCCCCUGAACAAACCACAGCAAUUUUGACCACACCAAAUAAAUUUAUUAAAAUCUUUACUCAGAAUAUCAGAUCAAUAAACUGUAACUUUCUAAGCUUACAAACUUUUAUGCAUCGUAUUCCAUUUGACUCUGACUUGGUCAUUUUAACUGAAUGCUGGUUGUCCUGUGCUUGUAAUUCUAUCAUUCCGACGCUACAAAACUAUACUAUGUGCAAGACCACUAACCAUAUUAACCAAAGCGACGGAGUGGUGGUAUACAUUAGGGCAGGACUCACAGCCAUCUGUGAUGAGCUCAACUUCAAUCAAGCAGCUUCUGGAAUCGUUAUUAAAAUAAAUUCCGACUUAGCAGUAAUCGCCAUAUACAGAUCACCCUCGACUGAAAACAUUAACAAUUUCUUAUUAGCCCUCAAUAGCCUACUUUCAACACUAACUUCCUUUAAAAAAGUAGCAAUAACAGGUGAUCUCAAUAUCGAUAUUAAACUUAACACUAACGACACUCGUUCAAACGAUUACUUAAAUGUCUCGCUUUUAAUGGUUUCCUCCCUGCUCACACCCUUCCUACUAGAGGUAACAACUGCUUAGACCAUAUCGUCAUAAGAACAAAGUCCCCUACACUAACAUUUGUAUAUGAAUCCACCAUUACCGACCAUUAUUCUACCAUGUUUUGUGUGAAUUAUCAUAGGAUUAGGCAAAUGGUCACGUCCUCCGUCAGUAAGAUCGAUUACGAAGCACUCGACAAUACAAUAUCUAAAAUAGACUUUACCCCACUUUUUGCGGUAACAGAUUCGAAUACGCUAGCCGACGAGCUUACAAAACUAUUAAGAUUAGCUAUUAACAAACAUACUACAGUCAAAAAAGUUCCAUCACAAAAGAAAAUACUCAAACCGUGGAUUACUCCCGGACUACUAAGAUGUAUAAAACACAGGGAUGCGCUACACAAAAAAGUAAAACAAAGUCCAACCAAUGAAAUCUUGACUAUUACUUAUAAGCGAUAUAGAAACUUCUGUACCAGUAUUCUUAAAAAAACUAAGAGACGCUAUGAUGCACAACAAAUACAAAAAGCCACUAAUAAUCCAAAAUUACUAUGGGACAC